Messenger RNA from Leishmania mexicana MHOM/GT/2001/U1103, 1068 nucleotides. RefSeq lists its product as hypothetical. The transcript has a single exon. The record is from RefSeq and is a predicted model, not a curated record. The coding region runs from base 1 to 1068 and encodes 355 amino acids. NCBI's taxonomy places the organism in Eukaryota, Euglenozoa, Kinetoplastea, Trypanosomatida, Trypanosomatidae.
AUGAGCUUCGAUAGCUCGAGGGGCUACCGCAGCACCUUCGGCUACCGCACCAACACCCCGUACCAGCAGCCCAUCGCCCACCGCCAAGGGUACUCGGAGACGCAACUCACGAUGCACCAGCACGGCGCCGUCAUCGUGGGCUGCUCCGCGGCCUGCGCGUUCGUGACGGUGCCGAUUGAGAAGCUGGGCCGCUUUUACUUUCUUAGCGACGUCCCCGGCGAGUCCAGCCGCAUUUACAUGUCCGAUAAGCGAGCCCAGUUCUUCCGGGUGCUGUUCCACACACGAUGGUGGCAGGGCCGCUCCUUCGUGUGGCUGGCGGCGCACUACGGCUUUCUGCUCUCCACCUUUGCCGUGCUGCGACACUGUUUGGAGACGGCGCCGGUCACGGCGCAGUGGGACAACCGCCGCCGUGGCUUUGCCGCUGGCGCCAUGACAGGUGUGCUGUACGCUACGGUACGCCAUCCUUACGACGUGUUGCGUGCAACGGCAGAGGUCCCAACGGGACCACGCCAGUUUAGCGGCGCCGCGGACGUCCUCAUGACGGCGCUGCGAGAGCGGCCGCAGGUGCUGCUCGGUGUGUAUCGCGGUUUCACCGUCGCGCUGCUGGGUUGCUCGCUGCAGUUCGCCCUUCAGCUCGGUCUCUACAACUGGCUGCGCUACGAUGGUGUGUAUCGCCAUUCCAUGGUGCUGUUUCUUUACUGCCACCUCGCCACGUUCCUCGGCAUGGUGGCCCAGUAUCCGGUGCAGUCUCUGCGACAGCAGCUGCACAUCAUCAACUCCACCACUCGCGGGCGACCGCAGAAUUAUCGCUCGCUCUUUCUCGAUUUGCGCCGGCGCCACGGCAUCACGAAGCUGUACGACGGCUUCUUCCGGGGUAAGCCGAUUCUGAACGCGGUGCCGAUGGCGUUGGUCAUGACUGCGUACGACGUGAGCACUCGACGCUACACCGAAUACCUGCACCCCGAGGCGACAGCGAAACCAACCCACACGCAGUCCCUCACCUCCGUCGCGGCCCCCGCCUACGUGACGCACCCGCUGCCGUACGAAUUUGCGCGCAAAGCUCCGUGA